Messenger RNA from Sinocyclocheilus grahami, 1384 nucleotides. RefSeq names its product multidrug and toxin extrusion protein 1-like. Gene Ontology annotation, cellular component: membrane. The record is from RefSeq and is a predicted model, not a curated record. The annotation marks the transcript as partial. The transcript is spliced from 13 exons. Gene Ontology annotation, biological process: xenobiotic detoxification by transmembrane export across the plasma membrane. Lineage: Eukaryota; Metazoa; Chordata; Actinopteri; Cypriniformes; Cyprinidae. Gene Ontology annotation, molecular function: antiporter activity; xenobiotic transmembrane transporter activity.
UGUGUUAUUACUUCCCUCUCUCAACAGUCUGUCACAACUCUAUGUAAAAAUAUUCAUGCCUGCUCUGCCUGCUGCAUUUGUCUAUCAACUGCAGGGAAGGUAUCUUCAAAAUCAGGGUAUUAUUUGGCCUCAGGUCAUCACAGGAGCUGCAGGAAAUGUCCUCAAUGCUUUAAUAAACUACAUCUUUCUUCAUCUGCUUGAUCUUGGUGUGGCAGGAUCUGCUGCUGCAAACACCAUUUCCCAGUAUUCCUUGGCUGUGUUUCUCUUUUUUUAUAUUCGAUGGAAGGGCCUGCAUAAAAACACAUGGGCCGGCUGGUCUUGUGAUUGUCUGCAAGAAUGGGGUCCAUUCAGUAGCUUGGCUCUUCCCAGCAUGCUCAUGCUUUGUGUGCAGUGGUGGGCAUAUGAGAUUGGUGGAUUCCUGGCAGGAAUCAUCAGUGAGGCUGAGCUGGGAGCCCAGUCUGUUGUGUAUCAGCUGGCUACUAUUGCGUUUAUGUUUCCAAUGGGAUUUGUAAUAGCAGCCACUGUGAGGGUGGGAAAUGCACUUGGAGCUGGAAACCCAGAACAAGCCAAAUUGUCUGCCAAAGUGUCUUUAGUCUGUGGACUACUUGCUUCUUGUAUAGUCGCAACCUUUAUUGGAAGUACCAGUGAUAUUAUCGGAUACGUCUUUACCACAGAAGAGGAAAUAGUGCUCAGAGUAUCAGAGGUCAUGGUCAUGUACAGCUUCUUUCAUAUAUUUGAUGCCAUUGCGGGCAUUACAGGUGGAAUUGUCAGAGGUGCUGGAAAGCAGCUGCUUGGUGCUCUUUGUAACAUUAUAGGAUAUUAUUUUGUGGGAUUUCCAAUUGGAGUGUCUCUGAUGUUUGCUCUCAGUUUGGGCAUAAUUGGUUUGUGGACUGGAUUUUUUGUGUGUGCCUUCAUGCAAUCUUUGUUCUUUGUCACCCUCAUUUGCAAACUGGACUGGAAAAAAGCCACUCACGAGGCCUUGAUCAGAGCAGGUGUACAAGCCCCUCAGACCAAAGAUGAAUCUUAUGCUAUGGAAAAUAAGGGCUGCACUGAAGAAGUACCACAGGAGUCCCGGCACAAUGAAGAAGGCCAGACAGAUGCAAACACAGACCUUGAAGGGCUCGGUGAAGGAGAAGGAGUAGGAGGAAUAACAGUAACUGGCACAAAGGUCACAGUUGGUGCAGUCUUGACAAAAAAACAACUGGUUGUUCGUCGAGGCCUUGCUGUCUUCUUCAUGCUGCUUAUAUUAGCUGGAGGGAUUGUGUUAAAUGAGGUGCUCAUUAGAAUUCUCAGAUGAGCACAAUUAAUGUUACUUCAUCCUUCUGCCAAAAUAUUAAUAUUAUUUUAUUAUAGUGUGAUGCUACAUGGAGUCCUUGAGUUACGA